This is a messenger RNA of Chelonoidis abingdonii (Abingdon island giant tortoise), 1593 nucleotides long. RefSeq names its product histidine triad nucleotide binding protein 3 (gene HINT3). NCBI's taxonomy places the organism in Eukaryota, Metazoa, Chordata, Testudines, Testudinidae. Gene Ontology annotation, molecular function: catalytic activity. The record is from RefSeq and is a predicted model, not a curated record.
GGUAGCAGCGCUGAGCGAUGGUCGGGGAGGAUGGAGCUGCUACCCCUGAGGCUGCGCAGCCCCCAGCGGACCCGAGCCCUGGCAGUGGCGGCGGCGGCUACGACGGCAAGUGCGUCUUCUGCAGGAUCAGCCGUCGGGAGGAGCCGGGCACCGCGCUGCUGCCCUGCGAGUCUGAAGGCCUAGUCUGUUUUAGAGAUAUCAGACCUGGGGCCCGACACCAUUAUCUAGUAGUGCCGAUAGAGCAUAUGGGAAACUGCAAGACUCUAAAGAAAGAGCACAUACCACUAGUGGAGAAAAUGAUGGAAGCUGGAAAGAACAUCCUUCAGCAAAAUAAUUUUACUGACUUGAACGAUAUAAGGAUGGGAUUCCACUGGCCUCCAUUCUGCUCAAUAUCUCACUUACAUCUUCAUGUCCUGGCCCCAGCCAGUCAGUUGGGAUUCUUGUCCAGGAUGAUAUACAGAAUCAAUUCCUAUUGGUUUAUCACGGCUGAACAGCUGAUUGAACGACUGCAGACUGAAAAUGUUGCCAGUUGAAAGCACCUUGCCUAGUUCUGGAUCACAAAUCAAUUUAGAUUUUGUUCUUUGAACUCUGAUUAAGAUUACACAGUUUGGUGCAACUAUUUAAGUUUUUUUUUUUUUUUUAAGAAAAGGAAAAGCUUGAAUUGAUUGCCUAUUCCUUCAGGGCAAGAAACUUUUGAUUGUCUACCUAAUUCUUAAUGUAUGUAUACUCAAGUUUUCUGAUAAUAGAUGCAAAAUAUUUGACUGGAAAAUAGAGUAAUAUAUAAAACACUAGUUCUAGUAAAACAGAGUAUAAACAGUAAUGGUUUGAAUGUAUUAAAACUGGGAAAAUUUUCAACAGUAAGUAUUAAUAGCAUGUACACUGUACCAAGUUGAAUGCUUAAAAGUGGAAUCUAGCUUUUUUAUUUAAAAAAAAAAAAUUGGGGAAUGCAAUAGUGUUUAAAACGUACAGGUUUCCUUUAGUACUUGCAUGAGUUAUGCUGGUGAUGUCUAGUUCUUAGUAGGUACAGUGCUAAAGAUAGACACUACUGUUUUUUGGUGCUAAACCAUCACUGUAUCUUGCAUGGUAAUGGUCUGUAGCAAGUGCUAAACAUAACAUAUUGAGCCCAGAAUAUGAAGAUGCUUUAGAACAUAGAAUUUAGUUUAAAUGUGCGUAGGAAUGUUUAUAUGAUGGACUUGGAUUGAGAUUGUUACUUGUCUUGAAUAUUAAUUCUCUAAAUAAUUUAACUGUACAUUUAAAAAUCUUGUCAAGAGUUUGGAUGGAUUGAAUUAACACACUUGCCUCUGGGAAUCAAGUUUAAACUAGAACCUAGAUCAAGGACUUGUCUACACAGUGCAUUAGUCAGCACUGCAAGAGCAGGGUGUAAAUUCUAGUGUACAUUACUCUGUUGCAUACUAACUAGCCUGUGUGGCUCCUGCUGGAACGCACUAAAAGAUCCCUAGCGUGUGUGAAUGUAGUCCUGUUUCAAACAGUACUACAUUCACACACACUAGGGAUCUUUUAAUGCAGUGGUCCCCAACGCGGUGCCCGCGGGCUCCAUGGCGCCCGCUGGGGCAUCUAUCUGCACCUGCCUAC